Messenger RNA from Cydia strobilella, 7070 nucleotides. RefSeq lists its product as uncharacterized. The record is from RefSeq and is a predicted model, not a curated record. The coding region runs from base 33 to 7070 and encodes 2345 amino acids. Gene Ontology annotation, cellular component: extracellular region. Lineage: Eukaryota; Metazoa; Arthropoda; Insecta; Lepidoptera; Tortricidae. The transcript has 3 exons. Gene Ontology annotation, molecular function: chitin binding.
CUGAAACAGCUAUUCAUUUAUAAAACAAAAUUAUGAAAGGCACAGUCCUAGCACUCUUUUGCGCUAUAGCACUCAUUAGUGCUGAACUAAACGAGAAAGGGUGCCCCAUAAACCCUUAUGUGGACAUCCUUAAACCGCAUCCCAACUGUAACAAGUACUACCAAUGCGUCCAAGGUGAACUCUAUGAGCGGCCUUGUGCCUCAGACCUUUUGUUCAAUGAAGAAACACAGGAGUGUGACUGGGCAAUCAACGUUAACUGCGGCAACAGGCCAAUAGCCCCAGAGGGCAGCGGAGAAGCUGGAAACGACAGCAAUGCUAGUGGAGGCAGUAGCGAGUCUGGAGAUAAUAGCAACAGCGAUGGAGAACGCAGUAACGAAGACAGUGAAACUAGCGAGAGCAACUCAAGUAGCAACGAGAGUGGAAAUGAUAGCGGUAGUAAUAGCGGUGGUGGAAACGGAAACCCAUGUGAAGCUCCCAAAAUCUGUGCUGCUGAAGGUUCAGACGGUGUACUAGUAGCCCACGAAAACUGCAAUCAGUUCUACGAAUGUUCGGGAGGAUUACCUGUUGCGUUUUACUGCCCAUUAAAUCUAUUGUACAACUAUGAAAAAGAGCAAUGCGACUGGCCAGAGAACGUGAACUGCGAAGGCAGAAACCAAGGUGGUAACGGUGACAAUGGCAAUAGCAAGAGUGUAGAAGAUAGUAGUAGCGAAGAAGCAGACAAAGAAGACGGAAACAAUGACAAUAAUAAUAACAACGGUGGUGGAAAUGGAAACCCUAGCGAAGCUCGCGAAAUCUGCGCUGCCGAAGGGUCAGACGGUGUACUAGUAGCCCACGAAAACUGCAAUCAGUUCUACAAAUGUUCGGAAGGAUUACCUGUUGCAUUGGACUGCCCAUUAAACCUUUUGUACAACUAUGAAAAAGAGCAAUGCGACUGGCCAGAGAACGUGAAAUGCGAAGGCAGAAACCAAGGUGGUAACGGUGACAAUGGCAAUGGCAAGAGUGUAGAAGAUAGUAGUAGCGAAGAAGCAGACAAAGAAGACGGAAACAAUGACAAUAAUAAUAACAACGGUGGUGGAAAUGGAAACCCUAGCGAAGCUCGCGAUAUCUGCGCUGCCGAAGGUUCAGACGGUGUACUAGUAGCCCACGAAAACUGCAAUCAGUUCUACGAAUGUUCGCAAGGAUCACCUGUUGCGUUUUACUGCCCAUUAAACCUUCUGUACAACUAUGAAAAAGAGCAAUGCGACUGGCCAGAGAACGUGAAAUGUGAAGGCAGAAACGAAGGUGGUAACGGUGACAAUGGCAAUGGCAAGAGUGUAGAAGAUAGUAGUAGCGAAGAAGCAGACAAAGAAGACGGAAACAAUGACAAUAAUAAUAACAACAGUGGUGGAAAUGGAAACCCUAGCGAAGCUCGCGAUAUCUGCGCUGCCGAAGGUUCAGACGGUGUACUAGUAGCCCACGAAAACUGCAAUCAGUUCUACGAAUGUUCGCAAGGAUCACCUGUUGCGUUUUACUGCCCAUUAAACCUUCUGUACAACUAUGAAAAAGAGCAAUGCGACUGGCCAGAGAACGUGAAAUGUGAAGGCAGAAACGAAGGUGGUAACGGUGAUAAUGGCAAUGGCAAGAGUGUAGAAGAUAGUAGUAGCGAAGAAGCAGACAAAGAAGACGGAAACAAUGACAGUAAUAAUAACAACGGUGGUGGAAAUGGAAACCCUAGCGAAGCUCGCGAAAUCUGCGCUGCCGUAGGGUCAGACGGUGUACUAAUAGCACACGAAAACUGUAAUCAGUUCUACAAAUGUUCGGAAGGAUUACCUGUUGCAUUGGACUGCCCAUUAAACCUUUUGUACAACUAUGAAAAAGAGCAAUGCGACUGGCCAGAGAACGUGAACUGCGAAGGCAGAAACCAAGGUGGUAACGGUGACAAUGGCAAUGGCAAGAGUGUAGAAGAUAGUAGUAGCGAAGAAGCAGACAAAGAAGAUGGAAACAAUGACAAUAAUAAUAACAACGGUGGUGGAAAUGGAAACCCUAGCGAAGCUCGCGAAAUCUGCGCUGCCGAAGGUUCAGACGGUGUACUAGUAGCCCACGAAAACUGCAAUCAGUUCUACGAAUGUUCGCAAGGAUCAACUGUUGCGUUUUACUGCCCACUAAACCUUCUGUACAACUAUGAAAAAGAGCAAUGCGACUGGCCAGAGAACGUGAAAUGUGAAGGCAGAAACGAAGGUGGUAACGGUGAUAAUGGCAAUGGCAAGAGUGUAGAAGAUAGUAGUAGCGAAGAAGCAGACAAAGAAGACGGAAACAAUGACAGUAAUAAUAACAACGGUGGUGGAAAUGGAAACCCUAGCGAAGCUCGCGAAAUCUGCGCUGCCGAAGGGUCAGACGGUGUACUAGUAGCUCACGAAAACUGUAAUCAGUUCUACAAAUGUUCAGAAGGAUCACCAGUUGCCUUGGAUUGCCCAUUAAACCUUUUGUACAACUAUGAAAAAGAGCAAUGCGACUGGCCAGAGAACGUGAAAUGCGAAGGCAGAAACCAAGGUGGUAACGGUGACAAUGGCAAUGGCAAGAGUGUAGAAGAUAGUAGUAGCGAAGAAGCAGACAAAGAAGACGGAAACAAUGACAAUAAUAAUAACAACGGUGGUGGAAAUGGAAACCCUAGCGAAGCUCGCGAUAUCUGCGCUGCCGAAGGUUCAGACGGUGUACUAGUAGCCCACGAAAACUGCAAUCAGUUCUACGAAUGUUCGCAAGGAUCACCUGUUGCGUUUUACUGCCCAUUAAACCUUCUGUACAACUAUGAAAAAGAGCAAUGCGACUGGCCAGAGAACGUGAAAUGUGAAGGCAGAAACGAAGGUGGUAACGGUGAUAAUGGCAAUGGCAAGAGUGUAGAAGAUAGUAGUAGCGAAGAAGCAGACAAAGAAGACGGAAACAAUGACAGUAAUAAUAACAACGGUGGUGGAAAUGGAAACCCUAGCGAAGCUCGCGAAAUCUGCGCUGCCGAAGGGUCAGACGGUGUACUAGUAGCUCACGAAAACUGUAAUCAGUUCUACAAAUGUUCAGAAGGAUCACCAGUUGCCUUGGAUUGCCCAUUAAACCUUUUGUACAACUAUGAAAAAGAGCAAUGCGACUGGCCAGAGAACGUGAAAUGCGAAGGCAGAAACCAAGGUGGUAACGGUGACAAUGGCAAUGGCAAGAGUGUAGAAGAUAGUAGUAGCGAAGAAGCAGACAAAGAAGGCGGAAACAAUGACAGUAAUAAUAACAACGGUGGUGGAAAUGGAAACCCUAGCGAAGCUCGCGAAAUAUGCGCUGCCGAAGGUUCAGACGGUGUGCUAGUAGCCCACGAAAACUGCAAUCAGUUCUACGAAUGUUGGGAAGGAUCACCUGUUGCGUUUUACUGUCCAUCAAACCUUUUGUACAACUAUGAAAAAGAGCAAUGCGACUGGCCAGAGAACGUGAACUGCGAAGGCAGAAACCAAGGUGGUAACGGUGACAAUGGCAAUGGCAAGAGUGUAGAAGAUAGUAGUAGCGAAGAAGCAGACAAAGAAGACGGAAACAAUGACAAUAAUAAUAACAACGGUGGUGGAAAUGGAAACCCUAGCGAAGCUCGCGAAAUCUGCGCUGCCGAAGGUUCAGACGGUGUACUAGUAGCCCACGAAAACUGCAAUCAGUUCUACGAAUGUUCGCAAGGAUCACCUGUUGCGUUUUACUGCCCAUUAAACCUUCUGUACAACUAUGAAAAAGAGCAAUGCGACUGGCCAGAGAACGUGAAAUGUGAAGGCAGAAACGAAGGUGGUAACGGUGAUAAUGGCAAUGGCAAGAGUGUAGAAGAUAGUAGUAGCGAAGAAGCAGACAAAGAAGACGGAAACAAUGACAGUAAUAAUAACAACGGUGGUGGAAAUGGAAACCCUAGCGAAGCUCGCGAAAUCUGCGCUGCCGAAGGGUCAGACGGUGUACUAGUAGCUCACGAAAACUGUAAUCAGUUCUACAAAUGUUCAGAAGGAUCACCAGUUGCCUUGGAUUGCCCAUUAAACCUUUUGUACAACUAUGAAAAAGAGCAAUGCGACUGGCCAGGGAACGUGAAAUGCGAAGGCAGAAACCAAGGUGGUAACGGUGACAAUGGCAAUGGCAAGAGUGUAGAAGAUAGUAGUAGCGAAGAAGCAGACAAAGAAGGCGGAAACAAUGACAGUAAUAAUAACAACGGUGGUGGAAAUGGAAACCCUAGCGAAGCUCGCGAAAUAUGCGCUGCCGAAGGUUCAGACGGUGUGCUAGUAGCCCACGAAAACUGCAAUCAGUUCUACGAAUGUUGGGAAGGAUCACCUGUUGCGUUUUACUGUCCAUCAAACCUUUUGUACAACUAUGAAAAAGACCAAUGCGACUGGCCAGAGAACGUGAACUGCGAAGGCAGAAACCAAGGUGGUAACGGCGACAAUAUCAAUGGUAAGAGUGUAGAAGGUAUUAGUAGCGAAGAAGCAGACAAAGAAGACGGAAACAAUGACAAUAACAAUAACAAUGGUGGUGGAAAUGGAAACCCUAGCGAAGUUCGCGAAAUCUGCGCUGCCGAAGGGUCACACGGUGCGCUAGUAGCCCACGAAAACUGCAAUCAGUUCUACAAAUGUUCGGAAGGAUUACCUGUUGCGUUUUACUGCCCAUUAAACCUUUUGUACAACUAUGAAAAAGAGCAAUGCGACUGGCCAGAGAACGUGAACUGCGAAGGCAGAAACCAAGGUGGUAACGGCGACAAUAGCAAUGGCAUGAGUAUAGAAGAUAGUAGUAGCGAAGAAGCAGACAAAGAAGACGGAAACAAUGACAAUAACAUUAACAACGGUGGUGGAAAUGGAAACCCUAGCGAAGCCCGCGAAAUCUGCGCUGCCGAAGGGUCAGAUGGUGUACUAGUAGCCCACGAAAACUGCAAUCAGUUCUACAAAUGUUCGGAAGGAUCACCUGUUGCAUUGGACUGCCCGUUAAACCUUUUGUACAACUAUGAAAAAGAGCAAUGCGACUGGCCAGAGAACGUGAACUGCGAAGGCAGAAACCAAGGUGGUAACGGCGACAAUAGCAAUGGCAUGAGUGUAGAAGAUAGUAGUAGCGAAGAAGCAGACAAAGAAGACGGAAACAAUGACAAUAACAAUAACAACGGUGGUGGAAAUGGAAACCCUAGCGAAGCUCGUGAAAUAUGCGCUGCCGAAGGGUCAGAUGGUGUACUAGUAGCCCAUGAAAACUGCAAUCAGUUCUACGAAUGUUCGGGAGGAUUACCUGUUGCGUUUUACUGCCCAUUAAACCUUUUGUACAACUAUGAAAAAGAGCAAUGCGACUGGCCAGAGAACGUGAACUGCGAAGGCAGAAACCAAGGUGGUAACGGCGAAAACAGCAAUGGCAUGAGUAUAGAAGAUAGUAGUAGCGAAGAAGCAGACAAAGAAGACGGAAACAAUGACAAUAACAUUAACAACGGUGGUGGAAAUGGAAACCCUAGCGAAGCCCGCGAAAUCUGCGCUGCCGAAGGGUCAGAUGGUGUACUAGUAGCCCACGAAAACUGCAAUCAGUUCUACAAAUGUUCGGAAGGAUCACCUGUUGCAUUGGACUGCCCGUUAAACCUUUUGUACAACUAUCAAAAAGAGCAAUGCGACUGGCCAGAGAACGUGAACUGCGAAGGCAGAAACCAAGGUGGUAACGGCGACAAUAGCAAUGGCAUGAGUGUAGAAGAUAGUAGUAGCGAAGAAGCAGACAAAGAAGACGGAAACAAUGACAAUAACAAUAACAACGGUGGUGGAAAUGGAAACCAUAGCGAAGCUCCUAAAAUCUGUGCUGGCGACGGUUCAGAUGGUGUACUAGUAGCCCACGAAAACUGCAAUCAGUUCUACGAAUGUUCGGGAGGAUUACCUGUUGCGUUUUACUGCCCAUUAAACCUAUUGUACAACUAUGAAAAAGAGCAAUGCGACUGGCCAGAGAACGUGAACUGCGAAGGCAGAAACCAAGGUGGUAACGGUGACAAUGGCAAUGGCAAGAGUGUAGAAGAUAGUAGUAGCGAAGAAGCAGACAAAGAAGACGGAAACAAUGACAAUAAUAAUAACAACGGCGGUGGAAAUGGAAACCCUAGCGAAGCUCGCGAAAUCUGCGCUGCCGAAGGGUCAGACGGUGUACUAGUAGCUCACGAAAACUGCAAUCAGUUCUACAAAUGUUCAGAAGGAUCACCAGUUGCCUUGGAUUGCCCAUUAAACCUUUUGUACAACUAUAAAAAAGAGCAAUGCGACUGGCCAGAGAACGUGAACUGCGAGGGCAGAAACCAAGGUGUAGAAGAUAGUAAUAGCGAAUAUGCAGACAAAGAAGACAGAAACAAUGACAAUAAUGGUAACAAAAACAAUGGUGGUGGAAAUAGAAACCUUAGCGAAACUCCCAAAAUCUGUGCUGCUGAAGGUUCAGACGGUGUACUAGUAGCCCACGAAAACUGCAAUCAGUUCUACAAAUGCUCGGAAGGAUCACCUGUUGCGUUAGACUGCCCAUUAAACCUUUUGUACAACUAUGAAAACGAGCAAUGCGACUGGCCAGAGAACGUGAACUGCGAAGGCAGAAACCAAGGUGGUAACGGCGACAAUGGUAAUGACAAGAGUAGCGAAGAAGCAGACAAAGAAGACGGAAAUAAUGACAAUAAUGGUGACAAUAACAACGGUGGUGGAAAUGGAAACCCUAGCGAAGCUCCCAAAAUCUGUGCUGCUGAAGGGUCAGACGGUGUACUAGUAGCCCACGAAAACUGCAAUCAGUUCUACAAAUGUUCGGAAGGAUCACCUGUUGCGUUAGACUGCCCAUUAAACCUUUUGUACAACUAUGAAAACGAGCAAUGCGACUGGCCAGAGAACGUGAACUGCGAAGGCAGAAACCAAGGUGGUAACGGCGACAAUGGUAAUAGUGUAGAAGAUAGUAGUAGUCGCAUUUUUACAUCGCUCAACAAACAUCUGCGUUUUGUUAGGAUACAUACGGUGCGCCUCGUCUCUGCAAGCGCGCGCUGUGAGCGCGCCUCUACAGGCGCGCGCUAUCGGCGCGCCUCGCCUCUGCAAGCGCACGCUGUCAGUGUGCCUCGCCUCUCCUAG